GCGCACGGUCCUCCCAUUCCGGUCGCUUCAUACAUGGGCUCUACAUCUGCAUCCUGAUUUCAUCUUCUAACUGUAUCUUAGCCAUCUUCAAGUCCGCAAACAUACUCAUGAGCUAGCUCUCUGGACGCAAGGUCUAGGUCAAGAUGACUCUCACAGGAUCUCACUCGACAACUCAUCCGCCUCAUUGUUUGAGCAACCAGAUUCAGGACGCGAUACGAUAUCCAUACAUACCUUUGACUGAACAGCUGGUGCUCGACGUCAUCGAGGACCUCGAAAUCAUCCCUGUCUCUGGAAGCAUCUCGAAUACCCUGCUACCCGGUCUCGAAGAUGACUCUUCUUCCGAUCUGCUCGAGAACUUCAUCCAGGGUUGUCAACUGGUAGCAAAGGCCGAGGUAGACACCAGAAUGACGGACGCGCAACACUUGCACCAAUGCUUCGAGGAUGGACGAUAUGAGCGAGCGAGACUGAAGACACAGGCAUCAAAAGCUACAGACUUUCAGCCUCUCAGCCCUGGUCGACAGGCCCUUUCGCGGAAAGCUCUUCGAGAAACGCCAAAAGUCUUCGGCCCCUCGAAAGGCCGGAAACGAAGAACCCCUGCUCGCUUGGAGCACCUAGUUCGCGAUGACAGCGGUUUUCAAGUCCUAUCACCACUGAGGAUUGACAAAUACCUGGGAACUUUGGUGACUGUAGAUGACGCCUUGUAAGUGUCUCCAGUCCUCCUGCAAGGCACGGAUUAACCAUAGCGCACACAAGAGAUGUUCACCGAAACAUCUCCUCCGAGCUCAGUUUGGCUAUGAAGAACUGGUCGAACGAAUCAAAACGAGCACUAUUGACCGCAAUGAUAGCCUCGAAGGGGAAAGAUGGGCCGGAACUCUGGCAGAGUUUUGUCAAGCAGAAACAACAGUCCGUUGACCUGGAAGCACGGCCAAUGACGCCACCUAUCCUAGCUUCGACGACUAGAUCGGCGUUCAGUAUGACCUCGUUUGAGGCCAUCACGACAGGUUUUCCGACCAUCUCGACGUUGCCAAAAGAGGGACUGAUUCCGCUAGCCCUCUCCGACGACGCUGGUCGUUCAGAUUUCGGUCUAAGCAUGACCAGUAUCCACA
This is a messenger RNA of Kockovaella imperatae, 1106 nucleotides long. RefSeq lists its product as hypothetical. The transcript is spliced from 4 exons. Bases 144 to 704 code for a protein of 186 amino acids. The record is from RefSeq and is a predicted model, not a curated record. NCBI's taxonomy places the organism in Eukaryota, Fungi, Basidiomycota, Tremellomycetes, Tremellales, Cuniculitremaceae.